UGUUCAUCACAUGGUAGGAGGGUAGAUUAUCAUUUCUGAGUAGCAAAUUAAUUCGAAGAAUUCGACGCUUUUCGGAAGGUGAGAUUUCCUCGUGAAUCACUGUUUUCGUUAGUCCAGAUACCACAAUGAGCAGCAACAGACGACUAAAGUUAAUAGCAGGCCACUUAGACCAGCAGAGUAAAACAGAUGUGGUUAAACAAAAUUGUGCAGAUGCAACAGCAGAACCAACCACUGAGGCUGAACACAAAAAUCCAGGCAGGCAUAACGUCCUGAAGUGGAAUGGCUGGGGCUAUGAUGACUCAAAGUUUUUAAUCAAUAAGGAUGGCCAGGCUGUAUUCACAGGAUCUCGUUACAUACUUGGAGGACACUCUUUCCCUAAAUUGGUGGAUUGGUUUACAAAAUCAUGCCAUGCGGAUGUAAGCAUUUCCUCUCCUGCUCAGCCUCUUCCUGAUCCAAGCACUUUACCAAGUUCACAGAUUAACCAGCCUUUCUUAGAUCAUGUCAAGGGAACAGGAGUGCAGUUUUCUUUGGAUCCACAUAUGAGGCUUUUCCAUGGUCAUGGGCAUACUUGUCAUGAGAUCUUUGAGCUUCGUCAUGGAAUGCUGCACAGGAUUCCAGACAUUGUCAUCUGGCCAAGCUGUCAUAAAGAGGUGGAGAAGGUAGUGCAGCUGGCUGUGGAGCAUAAUGUUUGUAUUAUACCUUUUGGAGGUGGUACUAGUGUGUCCAGCGCAUUGGAAUGCCCAGUUACAGAGAAGAGAAUGGUUGUGUCCCUGGACAUGACAGAGAUGAAAAAGAUUCUUUGGGUUGAUGAAGAAAACUUGGUGGCUCACAUUGAGGCAGGGAUUAUUGGUCAAGAAUUGGAAAGACAGCUGAAUGCCAGAGGUCUCUGUGUAGGCCAUGAACCUGACUCGCUGGAGUUUAGUUCUCUGGGUGGUUGGGUCGCCACACGUGCAUCAGGUAUGAAGAAGAACAUCUAUGGUAAUAUUGAAGACAUUCUAGUGCGUGUGCGCAUGGUGACAGCAAGAGGAACCGUUGAAAAAAGCUGUCAAGUUCCCCGGAUGUCUACUGGCCCAGAUAUCCACCAUUUCAUCAUGGGCUCGGAGGGAACGCUGGGCGUGAUAACUGAGGUUAGUUUGCGGAUCCGUCCGUUACCCGAGUGUAAAGUCUAUGGCUCUAUUGUGUUUCCCACGUUCGAUAUUGGGGUGGCUUGCGUGAGAGAGAUUGCCAAACAGCGCUGUGCUCCAGCUUCGAUUCGCUUAAUGGAUAACGAACAGUUCGUGUUUGGACAAGCUCUGAAAUCUGAAAGUGGAUCGUAUUUCAAGUCUUUUAUCGAUGGCUUCAAAGCUGUCUACCUGACCAAGUUUAAAGGCUUCGACCCACAUCAGCUAGCGGUAGCUACACUUCUUUUUGAGGGAGACAAACAAACUGUCGCCAGCCAACAGAGGAAAAUUUACGAAAUCGCUUCCCAGUUUCGUGGGAUUCCAGGGGGCGAAGAAAACGGCCAGAGAGGAUACAUGUUGACCUUUGUGAUCGCCUACCUAAGGGAUCUUGGGUUUGAUCAUCACUUCCUUGCCGAGUCAUUCGAAACAUCUGUGCCCUGGGACAGAGUCACAGACCUGUGUCGCAACGUGAAAGAAGCGCUGAAACGGAAGUGUGCAAACCUUGGAAUCAAGUACCCACCCUUAGCCACCUGCAGAGUGACGCAGACAUACGAUGCCGGCGCAUGCGUUUAUUUCUACUUUGGCUUCAAUUACCGCGGGCUACCCAACCCAUUAGAGAUGUACGACGCGGUGGAGAGUGCUGCCCGCGAUGAAGUUCUCGCCAAUGGUGGUAGCUUGUCUCAUCAUCAUGGAGUGGGCAAACUCAGAAAGAAGUGGCUUCGUCAAACCGUCUCUGAUGUAGGUAUUGAAAUGUUAAGAGGCAUCAAGCAGGCAGUGGAUCCUCAGAAUAUUUUUGGAAAUGGAAACCUGUUAUGAUUUCACAAUAGGUUAUGAAAAAUUAUUCUAUUCAAUAGUAGAGAGUGUACUGAUUUCGAGGAUGAGUAGCGUCUGAAGUUAAAACUCUGAGUAAACUUUCGCCGUAAUAAUCAACAAAGUUUUUUUUUUAACCCAGACGGAGAGUUUGAAAGAAGGUUAAGCAUAUCAGUUGAAAUAUCAGUACCUUGUCGUGGGGAUCACUGCUGAUCUAACAUGGGAUAUUUACUGGGCUGGAAGUAAGUUUCCAAUCACUACAGUAGUGAAAUAACGAACCGAAAAAAGUGCUACGUAAUAUUAGAGUGGUUUUUUUGUUUUGUUUUUUUUGUUAAUGAACCGUGAAUCAGUAUGAUUUAUCUUGAUCUCGACAUCUUUGGUUUGAAUGUUAAGUUUUAAAGAUCUAAAUUUUCAAAAAAAAAAAAUAAUUGAUUCAGACGCGUUCUUCACCCAGUCAUUGAUUGUCGUAAAAUUUGGCUUUUAACUUACCUGAAAGAUGAAUCUCCUUUACCUUAUGUGAAGACUGAAGGAGACUUUGUUCAAUGAGUACUUCUACUGUAAGGAGAACUGUGUAAACCUCUGGCAAAAUUUUUUGAAAGAUUUUUCUUCACAAUCAUUCGUGGUUGGAAAAACUUCUUAGGUUAUCUUUGGUUGGUCGUGGCCUUUAAUCAUCUCAGUACUUGAAUCGCCAAAAUCCAUUAAAUAAUUAUAAACUUGAAGUAAUCAAGAAAUUUAGGAAACGUAUCCAGAGUUGAUCUUUUAAGACCUUGUAUUUGAAACAGGAUUAAAGGUAUAAAUGAAGGGUAUGUGGAAGGCACCAGAUGGCAGCGAGAUGUAUGCGCCAGUAAAAAUUUGGACACAGUGGUUUUAUACGCGUUUCUUACAUCAUACGGAACGUUCUGUUAUGUUCCCCUUGGCAAACCGUGGAAAUCUUUGCGGUAGUUAAAUUGUUCAAUCUGAAGAUUUGUAAUGUGUAACCCAUUAAAAGUCGAAAUGAUAUUUCAGGAA
Molecule: messenger RNA, 2978 nt
Organism: Pocillopora damicornis (cauliflower coral)
Lineage: Eukaryota; Metazoa; Cnidaria; Anthozoa; Scleractinia; Pocilloporidae
Product: alkyldihydroxyacetonephosphate synthase, peroxisomal
Biological process (GO): lipid biosynthetic process
Cellular component (GO): peroxisome
Molecular function (GO): alkylglycerone-phosphate synthase activity; FAD binding
Source: RefSeq, a predicted model, not a curated record